Trichomonas vaginalis G3 is the source of this 486-nucleotide messenger RNA. RefSeq lists its product as uncharacterized. NCBI's taxonomy places the organism in Eukaryota, Parabasalia, Trichomonadida, Trichomonadidae. The record is from RefSeq and is a predicted model, not a curated record. The transcript has a single exon. The coding region runs from base 1 to 486 and encodes 161 amino acids.
AUGGCAAAGAUGAGACAAGUUUUAAAUAUUUACAAUAGCCGUAAACAAAAAGGUUUGGGAAACCACUCCCCCGAAGAAAUGAAAAACAACCCUGACUUAGAGAAAGACUAUAUAUUUAAUAGUUUAGUCAAAAGAGACAAACAAGAAAGAAUGCCAGGCUUCAAACUUAAGAAAGGUGACAAAGUAAAAAUAGAAAUACCUAAACGCGACCCAUAUGAAAAUACUAUUGACUAUGACAACAAUGGGAACUCGACAGGUACUCACAUUCGUGUUCGUAAAAAUAGAAGAAAGUAUACAAGAGAAUAUUAUGAAGUUUUAGGCAAACAUGGCAAAAUGUACAGACUGCAAGCAGAAGAUAAAACUACUAUUGUCAGACCUCGUUUCAAACUUGUCAAAGUUCAAGGUGGUAUACUUUCAAAGACAGUUCCUAACAAAUAUAAGACAACUCCUGACGAAUAUGCUAAAGAAGUUGAAAAUGACGACUAA